AGUCACAGCCACAGUACAGGCACAGACCAAGGCACAUGUCGACCACUGCAAUGCUUCGUCAGGUGCAGAGCAACAGAGGUGCGAAUUUUGUUCCUAAUGCGAUGCCAGUUCAGCUGCGUCCGUCUCGUCACCCGUCAAUCAGAGAGCCGGAGUCGCCGCUGUGCAAGUCAUGUAGGGCAGCGCAAGAGGAAACAGUUCGGAAUCGCCAAUGGAAAUGGGCCAAGCAGCUGUUUGUCUAUCUGGCAAGCGAUGCUGAGUGCUCCAGCUAGUUGUAGUCCUCGAAUCACUGAUUGCUCCUCACAGCACUGGCCACUACAAGGCCUUUGUAAUAAUUAUUUUAUCUACUAGUAUCAGGCAGACUGGGUAAACAAGGAAAACAAGACAGUGAGUGCUGCAGGAACUAACUUUGUUACUUGGGUUAUUCAAGUGGAAAGAGCCAGAGCGAAUGAGACCAACACUGCACCAGAGCCUCGCAAUAUCAGCUCGAGGACGUGUUUGAGAUCUUAGUGGUUCAUGGUGAUCUCCUAGGUCUCCUAGAUAAUUGCCGCUGCUAACCAAUAAUUCAAGCAGCCAUUGCAGCCCUUGCGCCACUAGACAUCCUGGCUAACACACCGCACCAUCAUGGCAGUAUGGCGUCGGAUGCAGCAGCAGCCGCACCACCACCAGCCAAGCGUGCACGCUUGCCACCAGGCAUUCAGCAACAGCAUCCCCAUCACCAGCAGCUGCAGCCGGGCAAUGGCUUAGCACAGUGUAGCGCAGCACCACUAUCGCCAUCAUCUCCCCUGUUUCUUGACUCUCAUCACCAGGCUUUUAUUUCGCAUGCUCAGAACGGCGGGAGAAGUCCACAGUGUGUGCUAACAAGAGAAGCAAUGCAGGAUUACUUGAGGACCAGACCGGAUUGCUGUGUGACUAUUCUACAUGCAAAAGUGGCGCAGAAGUCGUACGGGAAUGAGAAGCGGUUCUUUUGCCCACCACCGUGUGUAUACAUGACCGGGGAUUACUGGGCCAGAGAUCAACCCUCCUCAACUAAUGGACUAGCAUCACCACCAGCCACUACAGCUGCUCAAGCAACAGGCUCUGAUAGUCAUGCCAAGACAAAUAACACAGCAGCAGGAGCAGCAGCAGCAGCAGGAGGAGGAGCCGACGAGUCAGCAGCGGACACGGCCAAUGGUGACGACAAGGCCAGCCCGAAGAGCUCCAAACAAGAUGAUGACAACACUGACGGCAAGUCGCAGGAAAAGUCUAAAACGCCACCGCCACCACCUGAAACCGGCUAUCCGCGGUGUUUCAUGGGUAUUCACGAGGGUGAAAAUGGAAUGUCACAGCUGCCCGUCAAUUACAAGGGUUACAGCGUCGCCAAAACACUAUUCAUAUCCGACUCUGACAAGCGCAAGAACUUCCAGCUUGCUGCUAGGUUGAUCUAUGGAGACGGCCACGACUUAGGAUCUUUCUACUCGAACCGAAUAAAGGUCAUCUCAAAACCAUCUAAGAAGAAGCAGUCUGUCAAGAAUGCGGAGUCAGUGUGCAUUGCAUCAGGCACGACCAUUGCACUGUUCAAUCGCCUGCGCUCUCAGACCGUCAGUACCCGCUAUCUGCACGUUCCGCGCAGCCACUUUGAAGCCAGCAGCAACGAAUGGGGUGCCUUCACCAUCCAUCUGCUGCCGGACGAUGAGAAGGAAGAUGAGGAGUUCACGACGUGCGAGGGUUUCAUUCACUAUGGGCACACAGUGAAGCUGGUCUGCACCAAGACUGGUAUAGCGUUACCAAGACUGGUAAUCCGCAAGGUGGACAAACAGGUGGCGCUGGUCGACGCAGAUGAUCCGGUGUCUCAGCUGCACAAGGUUGCAUUCUACAUGAAGGACACCAACCGCAUGUACCUGUGCUUGUCACAGGACCGCAUUAUCCAGUUCAAGGCGACCAAAUAUCAAGAUGAUGACAGUCGUGACUCAAUCAACGAUGGAGCAUGCUGGACAAUUAUCAGUACUGAUGUGAUGCGCUACACCUUCCACGAAGCCAUGGGUCCAGUCUCUGACCCUGUGACACCUGUACCGCGUGUACUGUCUAUGAACAUGACUGGCUGCAACUCUCAGCAGUAUGUCGAACUGAUCGGUGAAGAUUUCCACGACAACAUGACCGUGUGGUUUGCCGAUCUCAUGGUGGACACUUUCUACCGCUGCAGUGAGUGCAUCCUGGCUGUCGUGCCAGAUCCGUGUGCACUGGACCCAAACUAUCCAAACAUGAACGAGUGCCUCAAGGUGCCACUGGUGAUUGUACGAGAGGACGGUGUGGUGUACGACACGGCACGCGAGUACACCUAUCCACCGCCAAUGCCCAACACUGCCGGUGGUGCUGCUGCUGGUCUGGCACCGCCGCCACCGCCCUCGUCCAAUCUCCUCAGCAUGCAGUAUCGACAAGCACCACAGCCACCACCAGCAGCAGCGCCACUCCAGCCAGAGUAUAUGUUACAGGAUCACCACCAGCAGCAUCACCGCCAGCAGCAUCAUCGUCAUCAUGCUGGUGGCGUGGGGCUACCAGCAGCACUGGAUAUAGCAGCUCUGGGUAACAGCACAAUGGCUGCAGCACCACCAACUAGGCCCCUCCAUUAUAUUACCUAAUGAGUUCUAGCUUCUCACACUCCACACACACCCAGGUCAAUCCUGGGAAAUGACCAAUAAAAGACCACCUGAGCAGUUCUAUACCCAUAACAUUCUCCUUUCUUACAAGAUGUCCACAAAAGACAGGAAACAACUACUUUUUCUCAUAUCUUUCUAAAUUUCCUAUUCUAAGGAGCGAUAGCAGCAAAGAAACCUGGUGUACAUUCUCUACACAUUAUAUGUGAAAAAAUAACGUUGAAUAUAAA
Sycon ciliatum is the source of this 2860-nucleotide messenger RNA. Its product is annotated as recombining binding protein suppressor of hairless-like. Bases 630 to 2615 code for a protein of 661 amino acids. NCBI's taxonomy places the organism in Eukaryota, Metazoa, Porifera, Calcarea, Leucosolenida, Sycettidae. The record is from RefSeq and is a predicted model, not a curated record. Gene Ontology annotation, biological process: regulation of transcription by RNA polymerase II. Gene Ontology annotation, molecular function: DNA-binding transcription activator activity, RNA polymerase II-specific; RNA polymerase II cis-regulatory region sequence-specific DNA binding. Gene Ontology annotation, cellular component: nucleus. The transcript is spliced from 14 exons.